Messenger RNA from Pisolithus orientalis, 1658 nucleotides. Its product is annotated as kinase-like domain-containing protein. The record is from RefSeq and is a predicted model, not a curated record. Gene Ontology annotation, molecular function: ATP binding; protein serine/threonine kinase activity. Gene Ontology annotation, biological process: protein phosphorylation. The transcript is spliced from 8 exons. NCBI's taxonomy places the organism in Eukaryota, Fungi, Basidiomycota, Agaricomycetes, Boletales, Pisolithaceae. The coding region runs from base 59 to 1333 and encodes 424 amino acids.
CUUAAAGUCGUGCGAGUGUUCCGUCCGCCCAAGUUCUUCCUCGUCUCUCUCAUGAAUCAUGGGAUGCUGUUCAUCCCAGCCCAUUGAUUUCAACUCUGAAGUUAACCUCUUUCAUUUUGAUCUGCACCGCGCUGUGGGCAAAGGUGCAUUCGGUAAAGUCAGAGUUGUCGAGCACAAGAAAACGAAGAAACUCUAUGCCCUUAAAUACAUCGACAAGUCUCGCUGUAUCCGCCAAAAGGCGGUAGCGAACAUCAUACAGGAACGCCGACUACUGGAAGAGAUCGAUCAUCCCUUUGUCGUCAAUCUUCGCUAUGCCUUCCAAGAUGACGACAAUUGUUUUUUUGUUCUAGACCUCAUGCUUGGCGGUGACCUUCGAUUCCACUUAGAUCGCAAAGGACACUUGUCCGAGGAAGUCGUACGCUUUUGGGUGGCAGAACUGGCUUCUGCCUUGGUGUAUCUUCACAAGCGUCGAAUCGUUCAUCGGGACUUGAAGCCAGAUAACAUCCUGCUUGACUCCGAUGGUCACGCUCAUAUAACGGACUUCAACGUUGCGAUUCACUAUUCGGAGCGACGGCUACAUACCAGCGUGGCGGGUAGCAUGGCAUACAUGGCUCCUGAAGUAAUCGGAAGGAAGGGAUACACGUGGUGCGCGGAUUGGUGGAGCUUAGGUGUCACCACCUACGAACUGUUGUUCAACCGCCGCCCCUUUGAGGGACGCACGACUGAUAGGAUGACAAAUUCUAUACUCAAAGAUGCACCCAAAUUCCCAGACGGCCCUAACCUAAGAUGCAGCAGCGCAGCUGUUCGAUUUGUUCAAGGUCUCCUUGAACGCACCGUGAGCGAACGCCUUGGUUGUAAACCUGGGGGCAAUACUUUCGAGGACAUAAAGAACCAUCCCUGGAUGUCAAGCAUAGAUUGGGCCAAGUUGACCUCGAAACAGUUGCAACCACCGUUUGUCCCCGACACGAGGAAGGCUAACUUUGAUGUAUCACACGAACUCGAUGAAUUCCUCAUGGUAGAAAAACCUCUUACUCACACGAAACGCAAGGCAAAUCUUGAUCUGGAGAAGCUGAAGCCAGAACUUAGACAGCUUGAAGAACAAUUCACCGUGUAUGAUUUUACGUCUUCGCAACGCAGAUCCUACUAUCCACACAAUCAACCUAUCACGACCGUCGUUCGGAGCUCGGGUUCUGAACCUAUGUCUGUUAUUCAAUCCCAGACGCAUACUUUACAACCGACGGCCACCAUGGCCGAGCGCUCCCUUGCUGGCUCGCCGGGGCCUGACACAACCUGGCACCAACCUAUGCAUCUUCCUUUGGCCAGCAUCUCUUAACGUACCUUGUUUCCAUAAUGUCAAGUAUAGCACAGUAAGUAGCCAGAGUAGUCUGUGGCACUCCUUCUGACUUGAUGAAUAUCUAGCAACGUCCUAAUGUGUAUCUCUUGCAUGCUUGGUUCUUCACAGGACACGCAUACUCUUCGUUCUUUUGGCAUACCUUCUAUUUUGUUGUCUGGGCGUCAACAUGACAAACCAAUUAUUACGCACCGUCGUUUUUGUAGCUGCAGCAUGUAUUCUAAAAUCUCGUGGACCCGAUGACACGCUAUGGCGCCUAUUGCACAGGAUUCAUAGAACACGUUUGAGGGAAUAACGCCCUGAGGUC